AUCAUCAUCAGCAUCAGCAGCAGCAUAAUUUGGUUGGUUGAUGCCGCAUGAGGACACGGAGCCAUGCAAUCCUGUUGCUGCCUUUUGUUCUUCUGCAAGCGCUUGGUGUUCUCGCCGGAGAUACGAUGUCGCCGGGCACGUCGAUCUCGCGUGGGGAGAAUUUAACCUCCGCCAGGAACGUAUUCGUGCUUGGAUUCUUCAGCCGCGGCGCGUCGACCGCCUACUACCUCGGCAUCUGGUACGCAGUUGAUCCACGAGCAGUCGUUUGGGUCGCCAACAGAAACGCCUCCCUGACAUCCUCCGCCGGAGGGGAACUGACCCUCACUGACUCCGGCGAGCUUUUCCUCAGCAACAACGCCACCGGCAGGAUCGUCUGGAACGCAAGCAGAGUUACCCCGUCCGCUGCCCAAAACCCUGUUCUUCUGAGGCUCCUCGACUCGGGGAAUCUCAUCCUCACCAACGUCUCCGACAACGCGACUCUGUGGCAGAGCUUCGACGAGCCAUGCGACACUUCCCUCCCUGGCGUGAAGCUCGGUACGUUGAAUCUUCCGUCCGGCGCCGAAUCUCGGCGGCGGCUGGUGUCGUGGAGGAACGCCACCGACCCUUCUCCGGGAGACUACGUGUACGAGAUGGCUGAUGGCUGCGUGCCGGAGUUCUACCUCCGGCGGGGGGAGCAGGUGAUCUUCCGGACCGGGCCGUGGAACGGCGACACGUUUAGCGGCUACCCAGACUUGGUACAGAACAGCCGCUUGAAUUACACCUUCGUUUUGAAUGGGUCCCGGGCCUAUUACUACACGACCGAACCGCCCGGUUCGAGGGUUCUGAGCCGGGCCGUGGUGAACCCGGCCACCGGUCACUACGAGCGGUGGAGUCGGAAUUUGGACCAGGGCGAGUGGAGCCUUAAUUGGAGCGUGCCGCAGGAUCAAUGCGACAGCUACGCCAAGUGCGGAGCCAACGGUGUCUGCAGCGUGAUCUACACCACCGUUUCCUGCGUUUGUCUGGAAGGCUUCGCGGAGGCGAAUGACGGGAGCAGGUGCGAGAGGAGGAGGAAUUUGAGUUGUGCGUCGGACAAGUUUUGGCCGGUGCAGCACGUGAAGCUGCCGGACACUGCAAACGCCAUGGCGGUCGGAGGGGCGAGUGGGUUGUCCGAGUGCCGCGAUUGGUGCUCGAGGAAUUGCUCCUGCUCGGCGUACGCAUGGGUUGGGCCGAGCGGGUGCGUGGCUUGGACCGGCGACUUGUGGGAUCUGAGGGCGUUCCCGCAGAAAGGAAAUGAUGAAUUGUUUGUGCGCCUUUCGGCUUCAGAGUUUGGCAGUGAUAGAAAGACUGUUUUAUUUAUUACCAUUCCUUUGGUGGUGGGUUUUCUUCUAAUGCUCUGCCUAGGCCUACUUAUAUGGAGAAGAAGAUAUAGAAGAAAGCAAGGUUCUUUACGAAAUGGCACCGCGGCAUCUGCUAAGAUUGCUUGCUCAGAAUUGGACUUGUCAAAGACGACGGAACCCGGCAAAUCUCUAGGUUCAAACAACCCAUCCCACUGGGAACGUGCAAGACAGGUUUCCACGAGUUAUUCUGAUUCAUCUGAUCCACAGCCGUAUUCAAUCAUCUCUGAUCGCAUUGGAAUAAGGGAUGGGGCUGAAGGCCAAGUAAACAUAGCAUCAGCAUUGCCUUCCUUUGAUUUGCCUACCAUAAUAGCUGCAACCAAUGAUUUCUCUGAUGUUAACAAACUUGGAGAAGGUGGAUUUGGUGUUGUUUACAUGGGUCAAUUGCAAGAUGGACAAAGAAUAGCUGUCAAGAAGUUGUCACGAUGCUCGUCACAAGGUCCAGAUGAGUUCAGAAAUGAGCUUACACUAAUCGCUAAUUUACAGCAUAGAAAUCUUGUCCGGCUUCUUGGUUAUUGUAUUGAUGGAGAUGAGCGAAUACUAAUUUUGGAGUACAUGGAGAAAAAGAGUUUAGAUGGCUUCAUAUUUGACAAAAGCCAAGGUGCAUCAUUGAACUGGCAAAAACGUCUUGACAUUAUUGUUGGGAUUGCUCGAGGACUUUUAUACUUGCAUCAAGAUUCUAAUUUGCGUGUGGUUCAUCGUGACCUGAAGCUGAGCAACAUCCUACUUGACAAGGACAUGACCCCAAAAAUAUCAGACUUUGGGAUAGCAAGAAUAUUUCAAGGAGAUGCAUUUAAUGAGACUGCCACCUCAAGACCAAUUGGGACAUUUGGAUACAUGGCGCCUGAGUACAUAACAAGUGGAAUCUUUUCGUGCAAAUCUGAUGUUUUCAGCUUCGGUGUUCUAGUGUUGGAAAUUCUAAGUGGUAAAAGGAACAGAGUUUUCAAUCAAGCUGAUGCACAGUUGAAUCUUUUAGGCCAUGCAUAUAAGCUAUGGAAAGAAGGCCGAUCCUUGGACAUUCUGGACGGAACAUUGGAUUGCUCAUAUCCCCCUGCGGAAAUUCUUCGUUGCAUCCGAAUGGCUCUUUUGUGUGUGCAAGGAAAUAGGGAAGACAGGCCAACAAUGGCAGAGGUGGUGAUGAUGUUGGCAAGUGACGACCUGUUGCUAACUCCACUCAAGCAGCCCACCCUCAUAGUAAUGAAUAAUGAAGAAGAAUUUUCUUUUUCUAAGGAAAUUAGCGCCACACUCACUGGACGAUAAAACAUAUUGCUACAGAACUUCCUACGAUGAGUGGCACCAUUGAAACCUCAAAUCCUGUAAUUGUACAUUGCAAGUAGGAAUGACUAGUAGAAUUAUAGGAUGUUGGCAAACUAAUUGGUGUUUGCCAACGUUGGGUGAUGGUGGAUAGGAUUGACUUUGUUUAUUUAUUAUUUUGUUUUCUCAUGAUGAAUUGUUGUAAAUAAUCACAGCAAAGUGGACUUGUUUUAUACUUCUCUCUUCUUUGGGAGGUUGCCAUUCCAAGUUCAUGUCAAAAUGUCUAAUGAGAAGUGUAUGAUAU
Molecule: messenger RNA, 2931 nt
Organism: Zingiber officinale
Lineage: Eukaryota; Viridiplantae; Streptophyta; Magnoliopsida; Zingiberales; Zingiberaceae
Product: receptor-like serine/threonine-protein kinase SD1-7
Exons: 10
Coding region: 48-2633 (861 amino acids)
Biological process (GO): protein phosphorylation; recognition of pollen
Molecular function (GO): ATP binding; protein serine/threonine kinase activity
Source: RefSeq, a predicted model, not a curated record